Ornithorhynchus anatinus (platypus) is the source of this 1028-nucleotide messenger RNA. It is a transcript of the gene ACER1, whose product is annotated as alkaline ceramidase 1. Bases 1 to 804 code for a protein of 267 amino acids. NCBI's taxonomy places the organism in Eukaryota, Metazoa, Chordata, Mammalia, Monotremata, Ornithorhynchidae. Gene Ontology annotation, cellular component: membrane. The record is from RefSeq and is a predicted model, not a curated record. The transcript has 6 exons. Gene Ontology annotation, molecular function: hydrolase activity, acting on carbon-nitrogen (but not peptide) bonds, in linear amides. Gene Ontology annotation, biological process: ceramide metabolic process.
AUGGCAAGCAUUCUAGCAUAUCAGAGUUCAGAGAUCGACUGGUGCGAGAGCAACUUCCAACACUCAGAAGUGGUGGCCGAGUUCUAUAACACGAUCAGUAAUGCCACGUUCUUCAUCUUUGGGCCACUCAUGAUGUACCUCCUGCAUCCAUAUGCCCAGAAGCGUUCCCUGUACGUGCACUGUGUCUGGAUGCUCUUCAUGGUAGUAGGCGUCUUCUCUGUGUACUUCCACAUGACACUCAGUUUCCUGGGGCAGCUUCUAGAUGAAAUCGCCAUCCUCUGGCUGUUAGCAGCCGGCUACAGCAUUUGGCUUCCACGAAGUUAUUUCCCUGCGUUUUUGAAGGAGGACAGGUCCCGCUUUACCCGAGUGGUUCUGAUCACCACAGUGGUGAGCACCUUCCUCUCCUUCAUCCGGCCUACGGUCAACGCUUACGUGCUGAAUGGCAUCGCCCUGCACAUCCUCUACAUUGUCGCCCUGGAAUACAGAAAGACUAGCAGCGCUGAACUGAAGAGGCUGGCGUUGGUAUCUGUGGCCUGGUGGUUCUUGGCUGUGGUCAGCUGGCUGAGUGAUCGGCUACUGUGUGCCUUCUGGCAAAGGAUCAGCUUCUUUUACCUUCACAGCAUCUGGCACGUGCUCAUCAGCAUCACCUUCCCUCACAGCGUUGCCCUGAUGGCUUGUGUCGACGCCCACUACGAGAUGCCCCAGUUCGUUUCGGAAAUCCACUACUGGCCCAAGAACUCCUGGCCUGUUGGGUUGCCCUAUGUGGUAGUCAGAGACAGCAAGGAACCGGAGAAGAACUGCUAAAAGGGGAAGUUCACUCCAAACUGCUGGUUGGUAUUUGGGUUAGUGUGCUCACCCAAAGGCAAAGAGUCUCCGCCGACCCUAACGUUCCUCACAUGAACGCAGUCUUGCCCUAGUGCUUCAAGCAUUGCUAAAGGGCAAGCAGAAGGAUGCAGGAAGCAGCCCUGCACUGCUCCUGAAGCUGAAGACAAGACAUUGGCUGAGUUUCAAGUUUGCACUCACGUCCU